UGGAGAGGUAAUCAAUCACUAGGCUCUAGCUAUUUACCAUUAGGAAACUUAAAUUUUCUCAUUGGAAGAGGACCGCCGGUUGGUAUCCACAAUUCUACCUCUUCGGACUUCUCUUAUUAAGACAACACUGAGUAUUGUGAACACCAGUGAAGAACCAUGGAGGUUUCGGGCACUUCUGAUCUUGACCUUUCAAAGAAGUUGAUCAAUCUGAUCAAAGACCAGCCAUUCUUGUAUGACAAAACUUUAGAAGAGUUCAAGGAUGAAGAGCGGAAAUCUGAAGCAUGGAAUGUCAUAGCACAGUCCUUAAACAUGACAGCUGAAGAUGUCCAAGUAAGAUGGGCACGCUUGAGAGUUGACUUUGGGAGACACCGACGGAAAAUGAAGGAGGCAGAGGCACGGGGAAAUCACUCACGAAGCUGGCCUCUGUAUGGUCCGUUGAUGUGGCUGGCUCCCCACAUUAAGAUGAGAGCGAAACGAGGGCAGCGUAAACAAGAUGUGAGAAGUAAGGCUCAACCCAGUGGCUACAAUUCAAAUCUGUCUCAUGCCGAUUGGUUGUUGAAUUCUAACGGAAGUGUCCAAGUGGAAGUGAGUCCUAGCAUUGUCAUGCACGAAGAUCACGAGGAUAUCACUGAAUCUUUCAUUGUGAGUCCAGACACAGCUGAUUAUGAGGAUGACGCCAGUCUAGAAGAUUCUCAUGUGUAUGAGAGGCAACAUGGAAAGGACAUUGCAUAUUCCAACAGUUAUGCUACAGAUAGCCACUCUGGGCCUUCACUGAGUUUGGAGGAAGAAACUGAAGAUAUUUUAUUCUGCCGCAGCGUAUGUGCAUCUCUGAAGCGGUUUUCUCAUCAGCAGAAAGCCUUAGCCAAAAUUCGUAUCCAACAAGUCAUGUAUGAUGUAGAAUUUGCUCAGCCUGAAGGCAACAGAUUAUUGCAAGCCAAGUAGUUUAUAACCAUUUGCAUAGCAUGUGUUCAGAGGAGUCAAGUUAUUUGUCAAUUGCUGUUAGCUCCUUCACUCUUCAAAUGUUGUCACUUCAGGGACCGACUCAGCCUUGGCUCCCAGAUACUCUGAAUUCAAUGCCGAAUACUAUUUACGGGUAAAUGCGAGCCUGUUAAUUCAUUUUCUGAUAGGAACAGUCAUUUGUGUUAUGAUUUAAAUGUACAAGAGGAAGCACCAUCUAUUUUUUGCUAUCCUAUAACUGCUUUGCUUUUGUAUUUUUUGUCAUAAAUUUUGUUAUAAAUCUCCUCAGUUGUAAGUCUUUGUUUUCUGUGAUUCGAGGUAUGUUUAUGCUAGCUCAUGGCUGAAAUCAGUAGUCAUUUACAUUGUUUAUCAUUUGACUACUAUUUUGUUGGAGGGAAAGAGGAACUUUAUCAUUAUGUGGAUGAAUCAGUGACAAAUUUAAUUUUAAUUUUUAGUGUUGAGACCCUUUUCUUUUGAGAACAGACUGUUUAUUUUUAGUUCUUGUGCUCUACUUUAAGAUUUUUUUAAAAAUAUAAUUUAGUAAUUUGCAAAGAUUACUUUAGAUAAGUUUUUUCUCCUCCUGG
Molecule: messenger RNA, 1541 nt
Organism: Thrips palmi
Lineage: Eukaryota; Metazoa; Arthropoda; Insecta; Thysanoptera; Thripidae
Product: transcription factor Adf-1-like
Exons: 4
Coding region: 157-942 (261 amino acids)
Biological process (GO): regulation of transcription by RNA polymerase II
Cellular component (GO): transcription regulator complex; nucleus
Molecular function (GO): DNA binding
Source: RefSeq, a predicted model, not a curated record